GGGCUGCGUGCGAUGCGUGCGGCCAUGCAGCACAGAGAUGGGAUCUGAAGCCAUACUUUUGCGUCUAUCGAAUCAGCGUUUGCCAAGUGUAUGUCUUUUCAGUCUACGGUCUUUCUGACGGGCACAAGAAGCUGAACAUUAACACAAGUAAACAGGGAAGGCUCUGCAGCUAGCUGAACAGUGUUUCUGAUUUUCAUCCUCGACAUUGAGAAUGGAGGAUUUUGAAGACGUAGAGGAGACUCUUGAGAGGCUUCAGAGAGAAUGGCUGGCUGGGGACAAUGCCCUCCCGCCUGAGGAUCAAUUCACCCCAAGCUACUGCUACGACUGUGCGCGGACUAGCGGUGUUGCAGUCUGCCGGAAGCCAUCGCCCAACAAAAAAAAGAAGAGAUCCAAGCCAGCUGCCAAAGGUAUUUCUCGCCAGGGUAUCACAAAUCAUGUCAAAGCCAAAGCCGCUCCCCAGUUCAAGAAAGUCUUGACCAUUCAGGCAUCUGCCAAGAUCAAGAAAAAAGCCCUGAGCAACCUCUACGGCCAGAAGAACGAGAGGGGCAAUGCUAAAUCCUCACAGUCAAAAAACAGGCCCACGGGGGCAUACACAUGCGACGAAUGUGGGCAGGUGUUCUCCUUCAGUUGCAAUCUCCGGAGACACUUGGAGCAGCACGUGCAGAAAGCCAACGAGUACAUAUGCAGGCAGUGCGGCGAGUCGUUCACGGUCAAGAGGGCGUACGUACGGCACGUUCAGAAGCACAAGGCGGAAUUGAUCAGCGUUACCGCAGAUAAUGUGGAGGAACCUGACACUAUAAACACACCAGAAUACUUUCCAGUGGAAGAGAAUGAAUUAUCUGAUAAUGAUAAUGUUUCUGAUGUUGAGGUAUCUGACAAUGUAGAUGCAUGGACGUAUGAUAUGGAGAACACACACUCUCCCUUGGUUGCCACUGCACAGUAUUCGGAUAAUUCGCUGAAUGCGACGACCACGGCUGCAGCUAGUGCCUUCACGUCUGAGGAGGAACGCCCUUACGCUUGCUACAAAUGCGGCAAGACCUUCAGUCGUAACAUGUACCUGAACCAGCACAUGAGAGUCCACAACAACGCCAGACCCUUCUCGUGUCAGUACUGCACGCGGAAAUUCAAGACCAGACACCAUUCCAAGAACCACGAGAAGUCGCACAUGUUCAGCAAGCCCUACCCUUGUCAGUACUGCUCCAUGUCCUUCGCACGUAAUGCGUACCGGGCAAUUCACGAGCGAAGGAAACAUCCGCAUAGUGUAGACAUGGAGAGUUCCAGAUGAAGUAUUUGACCCCAAGACAGACGAGCCCAGGGCAAACCACACUGCCAUUGUGUCUUCUACUUGUAUUGACAAGUGUUUAUAAUUGAACAAAGUUACAGACAAUCCCUCAAAAAUCGUCACUGAAUGUUCUGUAACCGUACAGGAAAGCUGGAUCAAAGGUGAAAUAGGAUCUUUUCACAUCCUUGGUAAAUCAUGCCCCCCCCCCCCCCCUUACUGGCCCAGCCUAUUCGUGACCACCUUCCGCCAAAUAUGAGCUCAUAGAGUGUCAGUAAUGCAAUAGACCCUUCCCAUGAAAUAUGUAAAUUGCACAUAGUGCGUGCGCACUUACAUUUUGGUUGGCAAAAUG
Asterias rubens (European starfish) is the source of this 1631-nucleotide messenger RNA. Its product is annotated as zinc finger protein 211-like. Bases 212 to 1285 code for a protein of 357 amino acids. Lineage: Eukaryota; Metazoa; Echinodermata; Asteroidea; Forcipulatida; Asteriidae. The transcript is spliced from 3 exons. Gene Ontology annotation, biological process: regulation of transcription by RNA polymerase II. Gene Ontology annotation, molecular function: RNA polymerase II cis-regulatory region sequence-specific DNA binding; DNA-binding transcription factor activity. The record is from RefSeq and is a predicted model, not a curated record.